This is a messenger RNA of Volvox carteri f. nagariensis, 573 nucleotides long. RefSeq lists its product as uncharacterized. NCBI's taxonomy places the organism in Eukaryota, Viridiplantae, Chlorophyta, Chlorophyceae, Chlamydomonadales, Volvocaceae. The annotation marks the transcript as partial. Gene Ontology annotation, molecular function: double-stranded DNA binding; ATPase activator activity. The record is from RefSeq and is a predicted model, not a curated record. Gene Ontology annotation, biological process: nucleotide-excision repair. The transcript has 3 exons. Gene Ontology annotation, cellular component: transcription factor TFIIH holo complex; transcription factor TFIIH core complex.
AUGGACUUCACGGCCUACAUCGCCAAUCUCAGUGCCGACAAGCGCACACUGCUGUACCGCAGCCCCUGGACGAGUCUGGCCGUGUUCCGAAACCUGCCGCCGUUGGCACAGGUGUACGUCAUGCGGCUCCUGUUCGUACCGACGCCCUUUCCGGCGGAUUACCUGGACUCCUGGGCCCUACGUUCCGCCACCAGCACUCACCAGGCGGCCUUGGCGGCUCUCAGGGGGCUGGACGUACUGCUGGAGCAGCGGAUAAAACCCGUCACCACCGUGGGGCCACAUGCAGCCGGUUUCGGAGCAGUGGCCGGCGGCAGAGCGGCCUCAGCUGCAGCCGCCCCUCAGCAGCAGGUUCAUCGAGCUGUGUGUGUGCUACACCCGGACUUCCGAACUCAGCUGCAGCGAGUGGCUUGUUGCGGAUCCCAGCUGAUGCGCGGUGACGUUCCCCCCGCCGCCGCCGCCUCUGCCCCCUCCCUGGAGCAGCUGGGCGAGUGGGCCACGGGGCAGUGGGAGGCGCUGCAGCUCUACCUGCUGGGGGCGGGGAGGUCUCCGCCGGCAUUGCCGCCGCUACUGCGG